GGCAAAAUCAGCCACGUGGUUCUCCCUAGCGUUUGGUUCUCUCUUCUUAUCAAAAUGGUCCCUCGCGGUAGAGGCAGAGGGGCUCUGCAAGGUGCACCUCCUGUGAUCAAGUCCUCCUCCUCUUACUUUUCGUACAACCAGUCGCCAGAAAACCCUCUUAUGGAUCUCAGGAUCACUGAGAUCAUUGAUGUCACUACCUUCUGGGCCCAGGUUGGAACAGCAAAGCAGCUGAGUGAUUUUGACCAGUUUUGCGUCAGCCUGAGUGCUCAGUGUGAGGAUCAAGAGACAUCCUCUCACGACACGCCAAUCAUUGUCGGCCAUAUUGUCCCUGUCAAGGAUGCAGCUGUUCCUGGAGUAUGGCAUCGUGCACGUGUCACUAGGAUUCUACCAAGUCGGACUGUUGAGGUGCAUUUCGUUGACACAGGGAAAAGUGGGCGUGUGUCCAUAUGUGACCUUUGCACCCAUGUGCCCAAGCUUACUCUACAGAUACCCAGUCAAGCUCUGCAGUGCAACUUGGAUGGAGUGACCAUGGUUCAAGGUAAUGAUGUCAUUAGAGAGGCGGCCAUAGCACGUUUGUCAGAAAUUGUCUCCCGCCCGCUCAAGACCAUUAUUCACAGUAUUUGUGAUGAUGUCUUCUUCUUGUCAGCCUACACUCGACAGAAAGGUUACUGGACUAGCGUAGGUGAGAUUCUGAGGCUGGAGGGCCUAGCCAAGUAUACUCCUCCUGGUUCACUAACAGUAGAUCACCUGAUCAGCCCAUCCUUGCUCCCACGUGAAACCACACCCCCUAAUGAUUAUGAGUCCGACUCCUCCACUCUAAUUGACAUUGAAGUAUCUCACUCCCUCAAGUGGUCCGAUACCAAAACCAAAACUCAGCCCAGCUUCAGUGUUUCCGUUCCAGAAGUUGCAGUUUGCAAUGAUUUGGUGUCUUUGUCUGAUGACGAGGCAGCUGUGUCAGACUCAAUAUGGCUCACACCACCCUCUGAUGAAAGCGAACUGCAAUCGCUUGAUUUUUCGCUAAUGAUUACAUCUGUGGAAACUCAGCUUAGAGUAUCCCAAUCUUCAGGUCCCUUUACGCCAACUGAGACCCCUCCCAAUGAGGUAGAGUCAAACUCUGACCUCUCUCUGUCGCCACCACUUGAGACAACUGCCAAACCAAAAGCGUUUAGCCUCGCUUCGCCGAAACUUGUCGUCCCUUUUUCAUCUCUCUCUCAGAGGUGUGAUGCUCGCUCAAAUGCUGCCGCUAACAAAGAAAACAAGUCGUUCAUAAAGCUACCAACUACUUCAAGUUCUGUGGGUAGAGAAAGUGAUAUUUUACAGAAUUUAGAAAAUGACGAAUCAGGAAACACAAAAAAAUCUGAUAAUAUCCAAGCAACCACCACAACCGAGACUAACAACACCGCUACCAUUGGCCAAAAUGCUUUAGACAAAAAAGACGUCACCUCUUCUCAGAGACAAGAUACUUCGGCCAUUGAAGAGAGAGACACUGAGGAGGAACAUGAAACUGAUCGUUCUUCCAGCGUAAGCAAAGAAGAUUCUUCUGCAGGCAAACAAUCUUCUAGUGUUACUAAGCGACAAUCCACUCCCUCCAAGAAGGUGUCUCCGGACUCUUCACGAUCACCGACUGAGACUGGCCACAAGGGAAAUGAGGCUGACAGCGAGGAGGAGAGCAGUGAUGAUGAUGAUGAUGAGUGGGACGAGUCUCUACUGCCUCCGAGGUCUGGCGGCUCUCAGCCGGGAAGUAACAAUAGUACUCCUAUGAACACGCCAGAAAAGAACCCCCCCGCUGACGAGAAACAUUACCAUGGCAGCAAGAAUCGAGACAAGUUCAGGGCGAGGUUUGAUGCUGUGAUGGGAGGUGGAGAGUCUUACGAACAGAGACAGUGGAAAGGCUAUCGGACAGGAGGCAAAAAGUACAGCAAACGUGGCAACAAUCAGCCUUGGCAACAAAACUAUAUCCCCAGACCCAGACCCAAUAACUGGCGUGCUUUCUCCAACGGGCAAAACGGGUCCUUUGGGCAAAACCGAGCUCUUGGUAGAGGGGCGAGGAUUAGAGAGGAUAUUGGCGGCAACUGGUCACACCCAUCUUAUCAGGAUGAAAGGCACCAACAUUACAGAGAUGAUUUUCCAAGAGGCAGUCAGUAUGACAACUCAAGCCCUCGGUUUGCUACCCCCAGAAGUGAGGGGAGUAAUUUUGAGCAUUUGACUCAGCCUGAUAAGAGACUGGAACCCCCAUCGUCCUUUGCACCUGGCCCUGUGGAGAGGGGGAGUGGUGAGAGUACCACUACCCGGUCUGUGACUCCUAAACCCGAGACGAGGGGUCCAGGUAUUAGUCUGGAAGUAGCUGCUCAAAGAGCACAACUGUCGGCGGAAGCUAAAACGAAAGAGUGCAACUGGCACGCCUGGAAGAUAGAGAACGCUGUGCAGAAGAUUAUAAGCAACCUCACUGAAGACACUGUUAAGGAAUUUGAGCAGCAACUCCAGGACAUACUUGACGGCACCAGUGCCAAAACAUUGACAGAUCUGCAGUACGAGAAGAAACCUUUGACAGUGGUGUUCAACUCUGUCCUCUCCCAGGUUACCAUGGAGAAAGCAGACCUUAUCACAGAGGCCAUCUCUAUAGCUGCCACUAAUUUUCAGGGACCACCUGCAUACAAAAUUCUACAAGAUGCUGUGUAUACGGCUGCUGAGGAAGUUAGUAUGGGCUCUGCUGACACCUUCGCUGCAAAGAAAAGGGGAAACUUUUGCUCGUUUGCUCAGAAACUGUUCAUCUCUGCCAGCUAUUCAGGGAAUGAAGAGUACAGCAGAUGCAUUGGGCUCAGUUUAAAACGUUGUCUCAAAUCAUGGAUCAACUGCUCAACUCAGGUACCUAAAGUGGAGCAGCUGGCUUGUGCCGAGUGUUUCGUAGCUCUUUGUGACAACAUUGGGCCCACUCUCGAUGCUUUCAGCAAAGAGUCUUUGGAUGAGUACUUCAAUGGCCCAGUGAGGGAGAGCAUUCUUUGUAAUGACAGUCCAAGGGAAGUGAAAGAAAAGCUGCUUGACCUCUCAUUUAGGAGGGUGGGAAAUUGGGGCGGUGCCAAGCCACAGAAACCGUCAGAAGAGGUUGCCUCACCUACGAGCCAAAGCUCAAGUGAACCCCCAUUCACAAACUGCUCCCAACCUACACAAGCUACCUCUCCGGUACCACCGGCUCUACAGCCACCUAGUAACAUGGUACAGAAGGUCACUCCACUUUCACCCGACAUCUUGCAACAACAAUCCAGCCACCAGCACGCUUCAAGCCCGCCCUUUCCCAGUGCGUUUCCACAGCAAAUGUUUCCAACACCUCCAAAUGUACAAUCCCUGUCCUCACAACAACCAGGGCCUCUUUCACCGCCAGCUGUUCUGCAGAGUCCUUUCGACAGCAACCAGCAAUUUUCUCGAUCCAUGCUUGGCUACCCCUCGCCAGUUGGUUUGGAGCGACGAGGCGUGUUCUCUUCCCAGCAUUUUGCCAGAAAUCAAGAACUGUUCUCACCGCACUACUACGUUAACUCGCAGCAGAGCAGUGCUACGCCUUCGUUGCCACAGCCACCACAACAGCAACCUGAUAUUUGUGAGCCUGAGGAUGGUGAUCCGUACAGACAUACCCUGGAGAUGUUAGAAACUCUUGGCUUCCCUGAGCUACUGCCUAACUUCAAACAGCACAUGUUGAGGGAUUUCGUGUUUGAUCUGGAUAAAGACAUGACUCUUAUCAAAGAAUGCCUCACGAGUGCACAGCUGCCUCUAGGAGCUGUGGUGGGAAUCAUGUCCUUCCUAGAAAAUAAACGGAAAAUGAAGCAGAGGAAACCACCCACCCUGAGGCCUAACAACCACAUCCCAAACUCUCCCCUCCAAUCUCCUUACCAGUUUGAUGUACGUCCAUCCCCUCAGGCAAUGCUGCCACAACUGAUGCCUCCAACACCUCACCUUCAGGCUUAUUGUCUACCGCCAGUACAACCCUUCAUGCAGGCUGGAAUGAACUAUGCUGCUCCCAACCCUGUUACCCCCACAAGCACUGUCAUCGUCACUCAGGCCAGUGUUCCUCAGACGCUGCCCAUUACACUGCCUGCGGCUGAAGUGUCAGCUGCCCAUUUGCCCUCUCCAGAUGGGGCUGCGACAACAGCUGAAGCUGACUCAAGUGGUGGCUUGACGGUUCGUCGACCCUCUUCCCACCGAAACUGGCACAAGCCAGAACCAGAGCCACCCAAAGAUGGCGUCCAUAGCAACAGCAAGCCACAAGUGGGAGGAGGAUUCGGUAAAUUCAGCUGCGUCCUUUGCCACAGUAACGAACACUCAACCAUGACCUGCGAUCAUCGAGAUCGCUUCUUUGUCCACAUGUAACUCAAUUAGUUGAGACUGUUGAACAUAAAUUUUUUUGAUGAUGCUUCGCUUUUGUGUUACGAUUCCAUUUGCCUUGAAUAUUUAUUGGCCAGGCAAUUUCAUAUAUUGAUCACUUAUUUACUCUC
This is a messenger RNA of Halichondria panicea, 4484 nucleotides long. RefSeq lists its product as uncharacterized. Lineage: Eukaryota; Metazoa; Porifera; Demospongiae; Suberitida; Halichondriidae. The coding region runs from base 55 to 4359 and encodes 1434 amino acids. The record is from RefSeq and is a predicted model, not a curated record. The transcript is spliced from 20 exons.